AAUCGAAUCAAGAUCGUAAACUCAGGCUCCCAAGACACUCUUCAAUUUUAAUUAAUAUUAGUUCAGGCCAAUCGAUUAGAUCGGGGCUCGUUAGCCUAUGUCUUGCUGUGUUUACCUCUUGAAUCGAUUGCUCUUUGAUCCACACACCUACCUGUAAUCGGCUGCUGACUCGUGAUCUGGUUCUCAUCUUCCUGUUCGUCGGUCAAACCUGUCAGGAGUGUUUGAGGAAGCUGGGGAAGUCCACGACACUUGGAGCCGAACCGACGAGCCAAAGAUGCAGGAGAGGCGAUGAGCCGGCAGUAGCCAUGUCGAGCUCGACGAGGAUCAGCAGCUUCUCUUCGCUGGUUCUGCUACAGCUGCUGCUGCUGCUGGGCGGCCAGAGUGCGGGGCUUCCCCUGGAUCGAUGCCCCGGACACAAGAGCUGCUCGCCCCCGAGACCCCCGGUCGUCCUCAUUCCGGGCGACCUGGGGAACCAGCUGGAGGCUAAGUUGGAUAAGCCCAGCGUGGUCCACUACAUCUGCUACAAGAAGACCGACUCCUUCUUCACGCUGUGGCUCAACCUGGAGCUCCUGGUUCCUGUGGCCAUCGACUGCUGGAUCGACAACAUCCGGUUGAUCUACAACAGAACCACACACACCACCUCCUCCCCUCCUGGUGUCAACAUCAGGGUCCCGGGUUUCGGGGACACCAGUUCCAUCGAGUAUCUGGAUCCCAGUGGCCGAAGUGUGGGUAUGUAUUUCUUCAGCAUCGUCCAGGCGCUAGUGGAGUGGGGCUACACCAGAGGUGACGACGUCAGAGGAGCGCCGUACGACUGGAGGAAGGCUCCAAACGAGAACAAGGAGUACUUCCUGGCGCUGCAGCGGAUGAUCGAGGAGAUGGCAGCGAAGGCGGGCGGGCCGGUGGUUCUGAUCGCUCACAGCAUGGGCAACAUGUACACGCUCUACUUCCUCAACCACCAGCCGCAGGCCUGGAAGGACAAGUACAUCAAGUCCUUCAUCUCUCUGGGCCCCCCCUGGGCCGGCGUGGCCAAGACCCUGAGGGUCAUCGCCUCCGGAGACAACAACCGCAUCCCUGUCAUCAGCCCGCUGAAGAUCCGGGGACAGCAGCGCUCAGCUGUGUCCACGUCCUGGCUGUUCCCAUACGCUCACACCUGGCCCCACGACAAGGUUCUGGUGCAGACGCCCAAGGCCAACUACACGGUGCUGGAUUACAAGCGCUUUUACUCGGACGUGGGCUUUGAGGACGGCUGGAUGAUGCGGCAGGACACGGAGCCGCUGGUGUCGGAGCUGACGGCGCCGGGCGUGCCGCUCCACUGCCUGUACGGCACCGGCAUCCCCACCUCUGACUCCUUCCAGUACUCCGACAAGUUCCCGGACGUGGAGCCCACCGUCAUCUGGGGCGACGGCGACGGCACGGUGAACCUGCGCAGCGCCAUCCAGUGCAAGCGCUGGGUGUCGCAGCAGAAGCAGCCGGUGGUUCUGAAAGAGCUGCCGGGGAACGAGCACGUGAACAUGCUGCUGAACUUCACCACCGUGGCCUACAUCAAGACGGUGGUCUUCUCUCCGUGACGCUGCGGCUGAGACAGCGCUCGGUCACAUGACCGCGCCUGUGGAUCGCUGCGUCCGAGGCGUCCUCGCUGAUCAAAUCCACGUUUUAAAAUGAUUUUAACUGCAGUAGCGAAGUCAUUCGUGCUGUGACUCCUUUUUAUCCCCGUACUUCCACGCGUUUGUUUAAAUUUUCCUACAAGUAUUGAAAGCUGUUUUUGAUUUGAGCUCUGCAGUUCAACACGAAGGCUACACACUGUGAUGCCACAGGAAAAGGCGCUGGCUUUAGUGAGACAAACUCUGGUUUGGUUUCUUAGGAAAAGAACAACUGAGAUGCUUUCAGACAAAGACAAAAAAAAGUUGUGUAUUUAAUUCCAGUUAAUUGUGAUUCCCUUUUUAUUGGAGCCAUUUUUCCUUCCAUUGUGUCUUUCUUGGACUGAGAAGAGUACAGAGCAAAACCUUCCAUUUUGGCUGAGAAGUCACACCUUCCUGAUGCUGAUCUGUGGUCUCCAUGUUGAUCUCGGUCACGUGAUCGGGGCUGCUCAACUGCCAAAGCCAGUCGUCUGGAUCGCCAGUGUUAGCGUGGACCUCUGGAGCUUUACCUGCCGCGUGUUUAUUUUAAUGAUCUCAGGACGGUUUCCUUGUCACAAGUUCUGAACUUACGGGAGGCCAACUCAUCAUCUCCAGCACAUCAUCCACAAGUGUUCGAUCCAGAUGUUCUCGAUGUGAAGAGUAACUUAUUUUUUCAUGUGUUUCUCUCAUGCAAGUGCCUCGAGCUGCCUGUGCGUUUACACUUGCCGUCAGUCGAUGUUUAGUCUCAUGUGCCAACCGCACUGCCGGGACCACCUUGUGACUCCUCAGAUGUUCUUGCUAAUCUGUUGCCUUCUGUGAGUAAAAUAUUCACAAAUUUCCAACAA
This is a messenger RNA of Synchiropus splendidus (mandarinfish), 2461 nucleotides long. RefSeq names its product phospholipase A2, group XV (gene pla2g15). The transcript is spliced from 7 exons. The record is from RefSeq and is a predicted model, not a curated record. Gene Ontology annotation, biological process: ceramide metabolic process; phosphatidylcholine metabolic process. Bases 306 to 1568 code for a protein of 420 amino acids. NCBI's taxonomy places the organism in Eukaryota, Metazoa, Chordata, Actinopteri, Syngnathiformes, Callionymidae. Gene Ontology annotation, cellular component: lysosome.